Brassicogethes aeneus is the source of this 1656-nucleotide messenger RNA. Lineage: Eukaryota; Metazoa; Arthropoda; Insecta; Coleoptera; Nitidulidae. The record is from the annotation of a GenBank genome assembly.
AUGUCAGAUCCGAUGGUUUAUCCAAUUUUGUUUCCUAAAGGUGAAUACGGUUACGAUAUGGCGUUGCGUUAUAGAAACAAAGUCAUAACUAUAAGAGAAUUUUAUCGAUAUCGAAUACAAUUAAGACAAAAUCAAUUCUCAAUUAUUCAUCACGGCGAUAAGUUGUUUCAACAAUAUUUAGUGGAUGCGUGGUGUCGUGCCGAAGCGAACAUCUUGUGGUGGUAUCGAAAUAAUCAACAACAAUUACGAGUGGCUGGAAAACAAGCGAUAGAUAGAAUGUUGCAGGCGAGAGCGGCCAACGAGAAUCUACGAGUGGGCAACGUCAUUAUGUUGCCGUCGAAUUUUAUUGGUGGUCCUCGCUUUCAAUCUCGCAAGUAUUUAGAUGCAAUGACAGUCGUGUCCCGCUUAGGUCCCGACUGCAUAACUGUGCAAGUAAAGGAAAACGAUGGCACUGUUAAUUGGGAUGAAAUUAGACAUUAUCUCGAUUGCAGAUAUAUCAGUGCCAUGGAAGCAUGUUGGCGAUUAUUCGAAUUCAAACUGGGCGAUUGUACGCACGCGGUCAUGGCUUUACCAGUACAUAUGCCCGAUGAUCAUCCGGUAUGUUUUGACGAUUUCGAAGAUGUCGAAGAAAUUAGACAGGCUGUCGAUAAACCAACGAAAUUGACAGCUUAUUUUAUUUUAAUCUUAAAUCAUGCCGCAGCGAGACAAUACAGAUAUUACGAAAUUCCAGAACAUUACACGUGGGAAAAUAGAGAGCAUUUCUGGCGACCAAGAGUGCAGGUAGCGAAAAUGUUCGGUUGUAUGGUGGAAGUAUCGCCGUUAGAAUUAGAAAAGUGGUGCUUACGUUUAUUGUUGUCGCAUGUGUCGGGAGCUACAUCCUUUGAAAAUUUAAGAACAGUACAAGAUAUUGAAUAUGAAACGUUUGAAAUGGCUUGUCGGGCAAGACAUUUAUUGCAUAAUAUCGAUGAAUACGAUCGAUUUUUGCAGGAAGCCUUAAUGUUUCGUACUCCGAAAGGAUUUCGAAAAUUAUUUGCAUUAAUAUGUUGCAUAGCAGCGGCAAAUGUAUUAGGUCAGAUUCCCAUAUUGUGGGAAAGACAUAGAGCCGAUUUGAUGGAGGAUUAUUUAGAACAGUAUGAUGGAGACGAAGUGGUAGCAGAGUUGAGAGCGUUAAUGGAAAUAGCCGAUGUGUUGACAAGAAACGGCAAUUUUACUUUACAACCGUUUGGUUUGCCUCCUAUCGAUCAACAACUUCUCGAAUUUCACGAAUUGCCUCCUAAUAAUCAUAAAGAGGUCGUGUUCGCCGAUUUCGCCGGCGAUGAAAGUUUGCUGAAUGAAGAAAAAAACGAAAUUUAUCGAUUGGUCAUGUCUGCGAUCAAUGAUAAAAUUGAAGGCGUCGAUGCAGAAGAUCGUGCUAAUAUGCUUUAUGUCGAUGCUCCUGGUGGCACGGGGAAAACGUUUCUUUUUAACACUAUUUUGAAAAAUCUUCGUAAUAGACUUUUCCAUACUGUUGCCGUUGCUUGGACUGGCAUUGCUGCAUCACUUUUAUUAGCAGGAAAGACAGUGCAUAGGGCGUUUAAGCUUUCGCUUAAUAUUACCGAACAUACUUUGCGAUGUGGUUUUCCAAUGUCUGAAAGUCUGAAAGGGCAGAUUAUUUAA